Molecule: messenger RNA, 1119 nt
Organism: Fusarium graminearum PH-1
Lineage: Eukaryota; Fungi; Ascomycota; Sordariomycetes; Hypocreales; Nectriaceae
Exons: 2
Coding region: 1-1119 (372 amino acids)
Cellular component (GO): cytoplasm
Molecular function (GO): electron-transferring-flavoprotein dehydrogenase activity; flavin adenine dinucleotide binding
Source: RefSeq, a predicted model, not a curated record
AUGACCAAAACUGUAGUCGUCUUGGGCGGGAGCUUGGGUGGUAUGGCGGUCACCCAUCAACUUCUCAAGUACACGCGGCUUCGUCAGGAAGACCUCAAAGUCAUACUUGUCUCCAAGAACAGCCAUUUCUUCUGGAACCUGGCUUCCGUUAGAGCCAUCAUCACAGGUGUUAUAAAAGACGAUGAGAUCUUUGCACCUAUCCAACCCGGCCUGGACCAAUAUCCUGCUGGAAGCGCCCAUUUCAUCGUCGGCACUGCAUCAGCCGUUGACCCUGAGGCAUGCACCGUGACUGUUGAGCCGGAGACUGGGGCCAGCACGAAGCUAAAAUAUGAUCACCUUGUUAUUGCUACCGGCGCCGAGACCGUCGACCCGUCACUCCCAUGGAAAGCCUCUACCUCGCACGAAGAGCUCGUAGCCAGCCUUCAUCGUACUGCCGAUAAGGUCGAGAGAGCUACCCACGUUGUUGUCGCCGGAGCCGGAGCCACAGGCGUUGAGCUCGCGGGCGAAAUCCAAUUCGCCUACCCUUCGACCACUGUCCUUCUGAUCUCAGCCGAGGAUCAGAUUCUUGGAGGAGACCAAAUCGCCGGCCGUGCUGAAUCCGAGCUUCGUCGCCUAGGAGUUGAAAUCCGAGCCGGCCUACGUUCCGAAGAGACCACCGAACUUCCUGAUGGCAAGACGCUGGUCAAGUUAUCGAAUGGCGAAACCAUAGCGACAGAUGUGUUCCUCGCGACCAUGGGGCUGCGGCCGAAUUCGGGAUUUCUGCCCAAAGAAUGGCUCAACGAACGUGGCUACGCAGACGUGGAUGAUGAACUGCGUGUCAAAGCCGCAACUAAUGUGUGGGCAGUAGGAGAUAUCGUGUCCAAACCUCGCGCCUCUUUCUUGGUUACGGAGGCCCAGGCCGCCGGUGUCUACAAAAACAUCGAUCUUGUACUCAAGGGCAAGGAAGCACAGCCCGUAAGUGGUCCUCGCGUGGAUGCUUUCCUGUGCGCAACCGGUCGAAGUCGUGGAGCUGGAAGGUUAGGCAAAGUCUCUGUGCCAUCGCUGGCUGUGUGGACGGUCAAGGGUAGAACGUUAGGCAUUGAGCGCACGAAAAAGUACGUCAGUGGAAGUAUGUGGUGA